Molecule: messenger RNA, 706 nt
Organism: Thlaspi arvense
Lineage: Eukaryota; Viridiplantae; Streptophyta; Magnoliopsida; Brassicales; Brassicaceae
Source: the annotation of a GenBank genome assembly
GCAUAACAUAAAUAUGUCAUAUAUGUACUUGUAGAGCUUGUGUGAUAGGACUAGUGAAACAUGGAGGUGAAUAAAGAUGAAAACAGUUUCUUAGAAAGCAUGAAACAGGAGAUUAAUCAGAUUAUAAAAGAAGAAGAAGAAGAAGGGGAAGAGAUUCUCAAGAAGAGAAUCUCAAGCCACCCUUUGUAUGAGCUUCUGCUUAGCUCACAUCUCGGUUGUCUAAAGGUGUGUUCCGGCGACUUUGAGUCACCGGAGAUCAUGAACACGGCAGAUAAUCUUUCCCUAACCAAACUCUCUCUCCACACUGAUUCUUCCCCCGAAACUACCUCUUCAGAACUUGAUCAAUUCAUGGAAGCGUAUUGCUCGACUCUACGGGAGCUGAAGGAAGCCAUGGAGAAGCCUCUCGUCGAAACGCACCGUUUUAUGGAAGCAGUGUACACUCAGCUAAACGACAUCGUUAUGUCAUCACCCCCUUGAAAAGGCGAAACAUGACAAUUGAUUCGGUGCUAUCAUGUUACUACUUACUACAUUUGGCCAAAUUGCUAGCGUACUACUCGCGUUUCACUGUGCUGCGUUUUCGGAACGCUUUUGUAGAAUCGUUUAAUUUAAUGGUAAUCGCAAUUUUUAAAAGUGCUAGCAUGCCUUCUCGCUUUGUAUAUUUAAGAAAGGUCAAACUAAAAUUAAAUUUCUCUUAAUUAAUUUAAAA